AAAGGCGCGAUCCCUCUCUACAAAACGACCCUUCUACGGCUCCAUCAUUCGUUUUCAAAAAAGAAAACACUCUCUAAAAAAACGUUUACACAAAGUAGCCGAGGCUGGGUCCUCUCCACGAAGAAAAUGUUCCAGAUUUCAGUCGAGAUCUACCGCAGCUGAAGAGAGUGAGAUUGGAUGGUGAAAAUAAUGAUUUUUGGAGAGUUUUGGAACCGGGAACGAUGCUCCCUCGAGAGAAUCUCCUCUUCGAACGAUAUAUAAGAGGAGGCAGAUGGAGGACCUCGAAGAGCACCCAAGCCCGCUGUAGAGAAGCCCUUGUCCUCCUCCGUUUAGAGCAGGCUCCUCUCCUUCGAAUCCCUUUGAAGUAUAAAUCCCAUCGAUCUAGAGCUAGGGUUUGUGAUUUCUUGGAAAAGCGUAUAUAUUGCUACUCUUUAGCAGUCAAGGACACUUCUAUAUAGGUUUUCUGAAAAUGACUUCCCAGUGCUGGCCUUCAAAAAGCAAUAGAUCUUCAACCAGAUAUUGGUGGGUUCCAAUGGAAGUGCAAUCCUUUGAGCCAAAUACAUUUUUCCUCAAGGAGGAUGUCUCUAUUUCUCGUGCAAAAAGCAAUGCACAAUCUGAAACCAAAGCUCCUAGCAACAGAGUAAGUACAGCGAAGUUUAUAUCAGCAGUUGCAGGGAUCUGGGAUUAUGUUGGUCAGCCAGCAAUUUUUCAUGCCAAUGGAAGUUUGAAAUACCACGACAUUUGUCAGAAGGAUAAUCUUAUAUGCUAUUCUGAUGGCCAAACAAAGCAUAAAUCUAGAUCUGCCAAUGGAGAAAAUUUCUGCAAUAAUCUCACAUCCAGUAACUCUUUCUCAUCAUCUGCAAAGUCAAACUUUGAAGAUCUGAAAACAAUUAAGAAAAGGUUGUUGUUUGCUUCAUGCAAUAAGAAUGUCAGUAAUUCUUUCAUCUGUAAAAAUGUCCAGGUCAGUGAUUCUCAUUUGCUUGUAGACUCUUAUGGAAUCGAUAAGGUGGCAAGCCAAGAGGUUUCCAAUGAUCUGGCACACCCAUAUGAAAGUACAACUAGGGAGAAAGUUCUGACCAAACCCACUAGCAAUGGAUCGGAUGGAACAGAUGAUAACUGCACCAUUGCAGAAAGAAAUUCUUUGGCUGACUUAUCUGCUAAUCGGAGUGAAGGAGUUAAGACCAUCAUUCAGGCUAAUGGCAUGGGUCAAAAAUCAUCUUAUCUCAUUGUUAGGAGAAUUAUAUCUGAAAAAGGCAUGCUGGGACUUUACCGUGGAAUUGCUAGCAAUAUUGCUUCUUCAGCGCCAAUAUCUGCAAUUUAUACUUUCACAUAUGAAUCAGUUAAGGGAGAUCUGCUGCCUCUUCUGCCAAAGGAAUACCAUUCCUUGGCACAUUGCAUUGCUGGUGGCUGUUCAAGUAUAGCGACCUCUUUUGUCUUUACUCCUAGUGAACGCAUUAAGCAGCAGAUGCAAGUGGGUUUACAGUAUCAGAACUGCUGGAAUGCUAUGAUUGGAUGUCUUGAAAAAGGUGGUGUGUCUUCAUUAUAUGCUGGAUGGGGUGCAGUCCUUUGCAGGAACAUCCCACACUCUAUCAUUAAAUUCUAUACCUAUGAAAGCCUGAAGCAGUUGGUCUUGGGAUCAGCAAAGCCUGAUGCUAGUCUCAACACAUUGCAAACGCUAGUAUGCGGUGGCCUUGCUGGAUCUACCGCGGCUUUGUUCACGACUCCUUUUGAUGUAGUGAAGACAAGACUACAGACACAAGGGCUUGACUCCGAGGUUGGCUAUGUAUGUUUCUCAAGGAGCCAUCUUCUUUGCGUCAUAUGAGUUUCUCAAAGCAGUUUUUGCUUUGGAAGUUCCACAACCACCUUCCCAAGUCACCGAGAUCAAACAAAAAGCAGAUGAUCUUGCACCAUCAAAAAUGCACAAACUGCAUUCAUAAGUACAGUUUGAGCACAUAUUUGAAAGUUCAUAUGAAGUUAUUUUUUCAAAGAAAGAAAGUCAUAGAUAUACCAACUUAAGAAAGCAUCUACAGGAGCACUGUCUGUUGGAAGAACAAAGCUCAAGUUAGAUUUUGCAAUCCCAUUUAUUUCCAACCAACAUAUUUUAAUUUUCUUUGAGGUUUUUGAGGUUUUGUUCUGCUAAUGCUCCUUUUGUUUCUCUAGAAUUCUUUUCAUCACAAACUAAAUAUCUUGUUGACAAUUCAGAGUUACAACCACACUUCAACUGGAUAAAGGCAGGAUAUUAGCCAUCCCACCCCCCCACAAUAAAAAAAAUCCGGAAAGGAAAAACAUUACAUUCUCUUGGGGAAGAUGAACAGUUUGCUCCAUUAAUUUGGAUUCUUGUAUGUCCUCUUGUUUCUGUUUGUUUCUUCAUCCUGAAUUAAUGCUACAUGGGUAUACUUCUGCAACCAUGGAUGCAAACUGCCUCAAGCAUCAGAUCCAACAGCAUUUCAAGCAGCAUUCUAAACAUCAUGGAGCCUUUCUAUUCUCCAGAGAUUUCAAGAUUCUUAUCAAGCAGCAGAAAAUGUCAUCUGGAUGUUAUCUUUACAUGAUUGUAUGUUUGCUUGAUCUCUUUGUGGUGGAUCUUGAAGAGCUAGGAAACCGAACCCACGAUAUUUUGCUAUGCUAGCCGCAAAAGCAGGAGGACCAGUUCAAAAGAUAACAGAAGUGGAGGCUAUAGCUAAUUCUAAGGGGGAUUAGUUGACCAUGUGAACGUUGCUUGAGUUUAGGAAGGGAGUUUAUUGAGUUUGUUGAGUCAGUUGAGUCUGUUUAGGAGUCUAAGUAGCCGUUGGGCUUACUUAUUAUAAAUAAGUCUUUGGACAGUCGGAUAGGGCAUUGAAUUUGAUUGUAAUUGUAGUUUUGUCUUCAGCCCAAAUUAGAGAAAUCUAUUGUAUUUUAGUA
Phoenix dactylifera (date palm) is the source of this 2898-nucleotide messenger RNA. The record is from RefSeq and is a predicted model, not a curated record. NCBI's taxonomy places the organism in Eukaryota, Viridiplantae, Streptophyta, Magnoliopsida, Arecales, Arecaceae.